This is a messenger RNA of Sebastes umbrosus (honeycomb rockfish), 1939 nucleotides long. Its product is annotated as opioid growth factor receptor-like. Gene Ontology annotation, cellular component: membrane. The record is from RefSeq and is a predicted model, not a curated record. Gene Ontology annotation, molecular function: opioid growth factor receptor activity. NCBI's taxonomy places the organism in Eukaryota, Metazoa, Chordata, Actinopteri, Perciformes, Sebastidae. Bases 41 to 1408 code for a protein of 455 amino acids. The transcript is spliced from 8 exons.
UUGGUAGAAAGUGAAAGUGAAAGUGAACAUGUCGUAACAGAUGAAGGUUGUGUCGGUGUUGUGUGGACUCGUCAGACGGCUGUUGAUCAUGAGCUGGUUCACCUCCAGCACACUUUACUCCGUGAUCGAGAGGUUGUGGAGGCUUUUGGGGUCUUUAUGGCGCUGCGUGAGGAAGAGGAUGAGAGGGUUAGUCGGGUUCGCGUUUCUGUCGCUAGUCUGGAGGAAAGAUCCAGGAAGUCAGGGAGAGCCUGAGAUAAACAACCAAGACAAACUCACAGAGAGAAGCAGCUCAGAUCAGGUCCAGCAGGAGGGCCAGGUCCAGGAGUCUCCCAGUGAGGGUCAACAUGAGGCCACCUCGAAGAGGACCGCAGAGACCAACCAGGAGCUGACCUGCAAGCGUCCCAGGAUUGAGGAAGAGGAUGAAGAAGAGUCUGACAGCGAGGAAGACUACCGAGUUGAAACCACAGAUGAGUUGUACUGCGACUAUGACUCCACCUGGGACACCAUGGAGCAGCAGGAGGACACAUCCAGGUGGACCAGAGGACCAGCACCCUCCAGACAUUACAAGUUCAGCAGAUUUGAAAGUUCCGCAAGAGACAUGCAGAACUACAGGCAUGGCUAUCCUUCCCAGAUGAGGAUGCAACGCAGGAAGCCAGUAUCUGACAACAAGCCUAAUUUGAAGUUCUACCUCGGAGAGACGCCCUCUUUGCCUGACGAUGUCUAUAUACACAAUUUCCACAACAACUGGUAUCAAGACUAUGACAGCCUGGAGUAUGUACACUCCUACAUUCAAUGGUUGUUCCCUCUGCAGGAGCCAGGCAUGAACUAUGAGGCCAGUCCACUGACAAAAGAAGAGAUAGAGGAGUUUCUUGAAAACAGCACCGCCAAGGCGAACCUGUUGAAGUCGUACAAGCUCAUGUUGGACUUCUACGGGAUCCAGUUGUGUGAUGAAGAAACAGGAAAAGUCGAGAGAGCAUCAAACUGGAGAGACAGGUUCAACAACCUCAACAGUCACACUCAUAACAACCUGCGCAUCACCCGCAUCCUGAAGUGCCAGGGGACCCUGGGGUUCUCUCACUACCAAGCCCCUCUGGUCCGCUUCUUCCUGGAGGAGACGCUCGUCAACGGACAACUCCCGAAUGUCAAGGACAGCGUCCUCAACUACUUCCUUUUCGCUGUCCUCGACAAGACGCAACGCAGGAGUCUCAUCAAGUAUGCCUAUUCGAAGUAUGACCGUAAAGAUGAGUUCGUGUGGUGCCCAAAGAAGAUUCAGAUGAUGUGGUCGAGGCGGUCAGAGGCCGAGCAACAACAGGGAGUGAAAGGCAACAAAGAUGUUUGUGAGCUAGAUAUGAAUCUUUUUAGUGAUGACGAUGAAGAUUUAACCGAAGACGAAGACAAGGAAUAUUAAGCUGCCAAAGCUUAAUCUGUCACUGUGCCUGAAAAAGCCUUGUUUUAUAUAUAUUUGGUUUUACAGUAGUUUUAGUUUGUUUUUGUUAGGUUCAGGUAUAUAAUGUCUCAAAAGUAUGUAGCUAUAUACGUACAACAUACAACUGAACUCUGUAGGAAUGGCCAUAAUGUUUAAUAUUUGCGAAACAUUGACUUAGGAACUGUUCAUCUGUAAUGUUUUCUUAAAUUAGGUCCUAACCCUAAUUACCAUGGUUACCAAACAGUUAAGAUAGAAUCUGCAAGUUUAAAAAGUUUCUGUAAUACGGCCCCUGGACUUUUAUUAUUAUAAUUUUAUUCAGUUAUAUUCUUAUUUGACUUUCACAAACUAAAAGGUGCAAUAUUUCCCGACAGGGUAGAUAUGUUUUAAUCAGAAAAAGAUCAAAUGUAAUAAAAGGGCUAAUGUUAUAGUGUGUAUAAGCAGGACUAAUCAAGAAUUGUAAUAAUUGCUCACCGGUUUGACUGUGGUUAAUAAACCUGUCUUUCUAUUGCCUAA